Molecule: messenger RNA, 2222 nt
Organism: Emericellopsis atlantica
Lineage: Eukaryota; Fungi; Ascomycota; Sordariomycetes; Hypocreales; Bionectriaceae
Product: histidine acid phosphatase
Exons: 2
Coding region: 376-1893 (505 amino acids)
Molecular function (GO): acid phosphatase activity
Source: RefSeq, a predicted model, not a curated record
AUUCAAUCAGGGUUCGCCUUUUUUGAAUCGUCGUAUGUAAUCUGAUCCUUGUCUCGUCAUGGAUACAAGUUGCAACGCCCCAGGUCACAUCGCCGCCCAGCUCCUUUCUCACACUUGAAUGGGUUUUGCCUCAGGCAUCCACCUCUGAGUUACAUCUUCAACCACGCAACGACCCGUGCGCGCACUCUUCCGAUGCCUUGAACAACUCGAAUAUUAUCAGUCGGCGCAAGCCUAAGUUUUGUGUUUUCGGCGUGGUUCUGCGCCAUCUCACAGGAUCGGCGGUGCUGUCGCAACAGCCCACAGCAACAGAACACUAGCGACCCGUCACCCGCAUAUGUUGAAGACCAUUAUCACUGUUCGCUACAAUCGGGAAAGAUGAUGGCACAACUGCGCAAGGUUUUGCCUAAGAAUGGCUACCACUACAGUCAGAUCACAGAACAUGACUCGCCCACGCACCCAGCCAGUGCCCGUCGAGGACCUGGGGGUCUUUGGAGCGAGCGACGACGGAGACCUGUGAUCGUUAUAUGUACCGCAAUCCUCGCGAUACUCUCUUUAGUGCUAUUCUUCAGGGGUCCUAGCAAUGGCAAUGGAUGCGAGAAGCAAGGCGCUUGCCGGAAGACCUCACCCAAGUUAUGGGGGCAAUACUCCCCCUUUUUCUCAGUGCCAUCAGACAUCAGUCCCGCGGUGCCUUCAGGUUGUGAGAUCACGCAUGUCUCCUUGCUUGCCCGCCAUGGCGCGAGGUAUCCCACGGAGCACAAGUCGAUCCUGUACAGUGAUCUCAUCAAACGUAUUCAGGAGGACGUGUCUCGAUAUGGCGCUGGCCUAGAAUUUCUGCAAGACUACGAAUACAAUCUCGGGGCAGACCAGCUCACCUUCUAUGGCGAGCAGCAACUCGUCAACAUGGGGCAUGACUUUUACCAGCGUUACCAAGCAUUGAGCGACAAAGAGGAUCCAUUCAUUCGAGCUGCUGGCUCGGAGAGGGUCAUUGCAUCGGCAGAGAAAUUUAUAGAAGGGCUCUACAAAGACACAGGGCGAGACGAGGACGCAGCAAGGGAGGGUAUUCUCGUUGUCCCGGAGGAGGACGGCUACAACAACACGUUGAACCACGGGAACUGUCCAACUUUUGAAGACGGGCCUUCUUCGGAGCUCAGCCACGAGAAGCAAGAAGUUUGGAAGCAGAUUUUCGUGCCCCCUAUCCGAGACAGACUGAACGCGAAGAUGCCAGGGGCAAACCUGUCGCUCGACGAAACGAUCUUCAUGAUGGACAUGUGCCCAUUCAGUACUGUGGCGGACUAUCACGAUGAAAAGUCUCGAUUCUGCUGGCUCUUCUCAGAGGAAGAGUGGCGGAGCUACGACUACUUCGAGACGCUGGACAAGUGGUACGGCUACGGCACGGGAAACCCUCUUGGGGCGACGCAGGGGGUUGGUUAUGUCAACGAGCUCAUCGCCCGGCUGACUGGCAAGUCUGUGGACGAUGAAACCUCGACCAAUUCGACGCUCGACGGGUCCGCGGAGACGUUCCCCCUCGACAGGAAGCUGUACGCCGACUUCAGCCACGACAACACCAUGUCAUCCAUCUAUGCGACCCUGGGCCUGUAUAACGACACCGGCGUCAUGCCCGUCAACCAUCGCCUCCCACCAGUGGAGACGCGUGGCUUUUCUGCUGCGUGGACCGUCCCCUUUGCUGCGCGCAUGAGCGUUGAAAAGAUGCGUUGCGACGCGGCGCCCGACGAGGAGGAAGAGCUGGUGUGGGUGCUGGUCAACGACCGUGUGGUCCCCCUCACCCACUGCGCAGCAGACAAGCUGGGGCGGUGCAGCUUGGGAGACUUCGUCGAGGGCCUAUCGUUUGCGAGAAGUGGUGGGCAGUGGGAUCAAUGUUUCAGAGAUACCUGAAGAACUUGGCUAGGAACUUGAGUGAGAGGGGGAGGUGGCGGAUGCCGGGAAUAGAAUCAUGACGACAGAAGGCGCGUGAAACGCCGGGCCUGAUGACUGAAUGUGAAUGGCUCCGUUGGGGCUGAAUGAAGCCAGAGUGCCUUGGAGCAAGGCGAAGACCAGUGAUGGGAACGGAGGUUGAGACCUGCAUCUUAUAUACAGACAGUGUGAUGGUACGGUGGCAGUCAUUUCUGUGCACUGUGGAGGCUGACCUAGGGUAGCUCAAAUUCCCUCUAUUAUUAGAAUGCCCAGCACAGGGCUCUGAUCUGGACAGAUUAAUUUGCUCACCC